GGAUUUAUUUGCAUAGAGGAAACUGCGGAAAGUGGCCGCUAAGUAGUUGGGUAGGAGGGCGUAGCGAGUCCCCUAGUAAAGCCUAGUGACUCUCCACACCGACAGCGGAUGGGCCCCAGCUCCUUCCUCGGCUCCCGGAGGUUCGAGCAGUGAGAGCACAAAACCUGGGCACUUGGGGAAUGCUCCAAGGCUGACCCUCAGCCCCCAGUCCCAUCUCCAUCGCCUAGGGUGCCCCCUCAGCGAGCCCCACCGGAGCAGAGCCUACACUAAGUGACUGUCCCGCGCCCUCCCGCCUGCCCGCCAGUGCCCGCCGCGGACUCCCAUCCCCUCCGUCCCCGCAGCUCGAUGGGCGCGUGGGAGCCGGGCGCCCGGAGAGGCAGCCCCGCGGGGACUCCCGCGUGUCCCGCGUGGGGUGGUGGCGCAGCGGCGCUGGCGCUGAGCGCGCUCUGCCUACUUCUGUCCUUGGGCUCGGUGGCUGCUUGCCUGCUGCUGAGCGCCCAGGCGUCCGAACUGCAGGGCAGGGUGUCCGCGCUCGAAGAGGAGCAGCAGCGGCAGCGGCUUGCCGGCUGGGGGCCCCCCGAGGCGCCCGGCGCGCUCAUCUCCUGGGCCGAGCCCCACCUGGAGCGGCUCCUGACGGAGAAGUUGGAAGGACUGGCCAAGCACCGGAAAACCCGAGAAGUCUUACCUGAGUGUCUCUGCCCCCCGGGACCCCCAGGGAGGCGUGGAAAACCUGGAAGAAGAGGAGAUACUGGGCCUGCAGGGCAAGCAGGACGAGACGGUUAUCCGGGGCCACUGGGAUUGGAUGGUAAGCCGGGAUUGCCGGGACCUAAAGGUGAAAAGGGAGAGCCAGGAGACUUUGGCCCACGGGGAGAUCGAGGUCAAGAUGGAGCUGCUGGUCCACCUGGGCCCCCAGGUCCCCCUGGAGCCAGAGGGCCCCCAGGAGAUACAGGAAAAGAUGGCCCUCGAGGACUGCAAGGCCCUGAUGGUCUAAAAGGAGAGCCAGGACCAGGAGGUGUGAUGGGCCCAAAAGGACCUCCAGGACUCAAGGGUGAACCUGGCAUGCCAGGAAGAAAGGGAGAUGAUGGACAGCCAGGACAACCAGGACUCCAGGGAUCCAUUGGGCCAAAGGGAGAGGAAGGGAGUCCAGGGCCUCAAGGACAGAAUGGAACUGAUGGAUCACCAGGAGCCAAGGGGGAGCCUGGUGAAAGAGGAUCUGAUGGCUUCCUUGGGCCCAGGGGUCUACCUGGCCUGAAAGGUGAGCAAGGAGACACAGUAGUGAUUGACUAUGAUGGCAAAAUCCUGGAUGCUCUGAAGGGUCCUCCAGGUCCUCAAGGCCCACCUGGUCCUCCAGGAACCCCUGGAGCAAAGGGAGAGCUUGGAUUGCCUGGUCCUCCUGGAGUUGAUGGAGAAAAGGGACCAAAGGGCUCGAAAGGAGACCAGGGACAGCCAGGACUGAUGGGACCCAAAGGAGAAAUUGGAGAAAUGGGCUUGUCUGGCCCCCCGGGUGUUGAUGGCCCCAAAGGCGAAAAGGGAGAAUCAGGGUCUGCAAGUCUUCAGGAGAGCCUGGCCCAGAUUCUAGCAGAACCAGGGCCACCUGGCUUACCUGGCCCCCCAGGUCCUAUGGGUCUUCAGGGAAUCCAGGGUCCUAAGGGCUUGGAUGGUGCGAAAGGGGAGAAGGGUGCCACCGGAGAGAAAGGCUCCAACGGGCUGCUUGGACCAGCUGGCCCACCUGGCCUAAUUGGAUUACCCGGAACAAAAGGAGAGAAGGGCAGACCUGGUGAGCCAGGAUUGGAUGGUUUCCCAGGACCCCGAGGAGAGAAGGGAGAGAGGAGCAAACAAGGAGAGAAGGGGGAUCGAGGGGUUCCUGGCAGAAAAGGAGCAAAGGGACAGAAAGGAGAGCCUGGACCCCCUGGAUUGGAUCAGCCAUGUCCAGUGGGGGCUGAUGGACUGCCUGUGGCAGGCUGCUGGCACAAGUGAUUCCUACUCUUCCCACCUGAAGCUUGUACAUAUUCAUGUGACAUACUUCGCUCUACUUCAUUUUUGUAAAAAACAAACGAAACAAACAAACAGUAAUAUAUUGAUUUUUUUUUUUUUGCUGGAUGUUGCCAUUUGUGGAUUUUUUUAAAAAAAAUUUUAAGUUUCCAGAAUGGCUGAGAAGUGACUUUCACCCACUUGGCUCAGACUGGCCUGAGCUUUGCAUGGCAUGGAAUCUUAGCCUCUUCCUCAACUAAAGGACUUAGCCCAGGUCUCCAGCUCAGAAGAGAUGGAUCCCUGGGCUCUUUGUGUGAAAGGAAAGACUCCUGGGAACUGUGACUUGUCAUCCCUUUGCUUCUCCAUAAAGCAAAGGAAAGCACUCCUGAUUUGGGGGAGAAAGGGGGCCAGAAGAAUUCAAGCUAGGAGACCACAGACACAGCUGAGUUUCGGCACAUUUGUUCACCUCCCAUUUGAAAAAGAAAGGAGGAAAAAAAUAAGACUUCUAACUACCCCCCAAAUCCAGCCCAUGGCUUCAUCCUUUGUGUGCCCUAUACCCCAAAGCCAAUGGAAAGAAUAUGGUGCCAGAGAUGAUCCGCAUCUUUCAAGAUGGCUCCUGGAGCUGCUAAGAUUGGUGUCAGGGGCUGGAGAAUCUGCAAGGACUCAACUGAGGGGCUGCUUUCUAGUCCUACUUUCCUGAAGAACGGGGCGAGAACAAGGCAGCUGCCCCAACAGCACUUCUACACACACACACACACACACACACACACACACACACGGCUGCCAUGACCUUCCAACCUAGGCCUUCCUAUCAGAAAAAACUCCUUUUGCCAAAAGUCUUGGGCGGAGUCUUGAAAACGUGGCAGGUCAGGAUGAAGUACCUCCAUUCCCUGGGGGCACUUGUUGCUUUCGAACUCCCCAUCUUCUGCUAGUCACAUCCUCCCUGACUUCCCUGCAGAAGCCCUUAUGCCUUCAUGGAACCCUCCAUCACAGGCUGCUCCUGGGCAGGCAUGACACACCAACUUGGGACUGAAGUUUGCUUGUCACUGUCCCUUCUUUCUCCCUUCAGUGGCAAAGCUUGGGCCCCAGACCUUCUCCGUUCUUCCCUUUCGACAGGGAGUUCUGGCACAAAGCCAUCCAUCAAUCAGCAAACAUUUAUUAAGUUCCUUUUCAGUACCAGCCGCUGCGUUAGAUGCUGGAGUCUGCCCUCAAAGAUUUAUUUCAUCCAGACAUCCUCCCCACUGCAGAGCCCAACAGAUUCCUGGAACCUUCCCUACCCUCUCACAAUUCCAGCUUGAACUGGUGUCAAAGUAAAUUUCCAUUUUCUGGGCACACCCAGUGUGCUGGGCAUUGACAGUGCAAGGCAGGAGGUGGGACGGAGCUAACUCCUGCAUGGAAAACUCAAAUGCAUGUUAUAUAGACUGUACUGGAUAGAGGUUUUCUUUACACUGAAAAUCCAGUGGUUUGUGGUAGCAGGUGGGAAUCCCAUGCUCCUUUGCAGACAUUGUUUAAGCUUUGAGAAAUAGUCAUUCAAUUUGACAUGCAUCGGCAGUUCUGUGAACUAUGGCUGCGAAGGUCCCAUGGUCACUGAUACAGGCAUACUCAAGGGAACAAGAAAGGCGGGUUCAAAAGGUUUUCAAGGAUGUAACUGUUGCUGACCUUAUGACCCAGCAUCAUCCUGGCCCAGCCUUUUGGGACACUCUGAGCCUGGGGUGCUCAAGUCACUUGCUGUAUAGCCCAGUGCACGAGGGACUUCCAAAAGGAUAUAUGCAAUACAGAAAAUAUAAACAAGCAUGUGGGGAAAGAGACACAGGUAACUUAUAAAGCUAACAGUUCUGCCACAAUGAUGUCUUCCCAGCCUCUGUAGUUCUUUCUCCUGGCAACAAUUUCAGCUCUACAGCUACAGUAUAAGGGUCAGGAUUAAAAAACAAACAAGCAAAAAAACCCCACCAUUCCCGUGGCCUGGGAGUUCCAUGCUUUUAUAAACUGGCUGGAGUCAGUCUUAAUAAUAGGAAAGAGGCUGAUGCCUUUCUAAGGCUCUUGGCAUCAGCUCCUGCUUUCCUGCCCCCAAAGGUCAACUACCUUGCCUCGCUGGUCGUGCUAAUGUUGCCUUGGCCUGGAUUGCUGGCCUUUGUGUAUGUCCCUUGGGACCAUGCAUCUGUACUGGUUAAGCAUUUCUCCUGAUGAGUCUUACAGCUUUUCAGGACUAAGAAUAGAUUCUGCAACCCAAAUUAGGAGGGACUUGAACCAAGAAGGGUUUUUAUUUAGGCCAGGAAAAAAAAAAAAAAGGUGUUCCUCAUCUAACAAAAGUACAAAGCUACUGGCUUCAUUUACUAUUAAUUGUUUUCUGUUUCUUUUGUAAAUUAAUGUCUAAGAAUGUAAUAAACUAUAAGGGUA
Messenger RNA from Phascolarctos cinereus (koala), 4368 nucleotides. RefSeq names its product collagen type XXIII alpha 1 chain (gene COL23A1). NCBI's taxonomy places the organism in Eukaryota, Metazoa, Chordata, Mammalia, Diprotodontia, Phascolarctidae. The record is from RefSeq and is a predicted model, not a curated record.